UCUAAGCCUCAAGGUCUGACUUAGGGGGCAUGAUGCCUUAGUUUAGUUCCUCUUCCUGUAAGAGUGCCUUGUUCCUGGCUCCUGUGCCACAAGGAGCUGUUACUGAGCAUUGUUGUCUUCCACAAAGGCAGAUGCCUCUUACCUGAAGAUGGUAUUUCAGGUGCUAUUGUGGAAGACUUGAGAGCUAUGGGUCACUGGAGGCAGAGACCCAUAAAUGGGCCCGGCACAACCUGUUUGGUCACAGCAUGAUUAUCACUAGAGGGAGCUGGAGGAAUUCGUGGGGUACUCCACCUUCUGAGCACUGCAGAAGGUCCCAUGGGCAGGACCUGACCCCUGGUAGUCAGAUCUUUUACAGCUAUUUUUAGCUUUAAUUAUAGUACAAAGGAAUCGAAAAGUCCUAAUUCAGGAAAUCAGUAUUUCCCCAUCCUCCAAACCAACUACAGUUCAUUAGAAUGGCACCAUAUCUGCAAGUUUUAAAAACCUUGUGAAAAGAGCAGCUGCAGUAGAGGGCUGUAUCUAGUACCACACGGUAGACAUGUUUUGUAGAUUUACAGAGAAUACAGUCUCAGUUGUGUUGUUCCAGUAUGUUACCUUAAAAAAAGACUAAGAAUUAAUUAAAUCAUAAUCAGCAUGAAAUGUUAUUUUCUUCUGCUUCUCUUUGUUAAAUGUUGCUUAGAUGAAAAAGGAUCCUCUGUAGACUAACUUAUUCUUUAAUCAUGGUUUUUAAUUGGUUCUCUUUAAUUGUUUUUUUUAAAUACUUUUUAAAAUAAUGUUUAGUUUUCCUAAAAAUUCCAUCCUACUAAAAAUAUGUUCUACCUGUAUAUUUGAGGUCUUGAGGUACCCCUGGGAGGAACAUGACAGUGAAAUAGUUGGGUUUAUCUUUGACAGCCAUUUUAAGGAACAUCUUGUAGCAAAGAUUCUGUGCACUGAAUGUAUAUUGUUAAAUGGAUUUCAGAAUUCCAAUUUAAAUGAUGAUAGCAAAGAUUGAUGGAAGGGUGCAGUUGCAGUUUAGGAAAUCAUAUUUUAAGAGUCUUGUGGUCAUGUCUGAUUUGCUUUUCUGAUUGUGAUAUCUGAUUCAAUUGCUACCGGUGCUGAAAGACAUGCAAGUAAAGACAAUAUGCUGCAGUGUCAGUCAUGCUAAUGUGAAAGAAAUGUUAAAUUUAAACAUUCAUUUCCCACCCUGCUGCUAUGGAAUCAAUAUGUAGGCUCCUCCCAGCCAUGCAACAGUUGUGGGAUUGUUCAGCAAGUAUAAUUGAAACAUUUAAUUGAGUUUACUAAUGGCCAAUUCCAGAGGCAAGAUUGCAUGAGCAAUGUAUGAAGCAUAUGCUAAGGAAAAAGAACAGCCAAAGGAUUUGGUGCUUCAGUUGUUUGUUUUGGUUUUUUGUGGGUUUUGGGGGGUUUUUUCGGUUUUUUUGGUGGUGGUGGUUGUUGUUGUUGUUGUUGUUGUUGGUUGGUUGUGGGGUGGGGGUUUUUUUGUUUGUUUUUGGGUUUUUUUGUGGUUUUUUGUGGUUUGUUUGUUUUGUUUUGUUUUGUUUUGUUUUUAGCUUAGAGACCUAAAGUACACACUAUGAUAGUCCUGUUGUUUGGGUUUCAUUUUUUUUUUCUGGAUUAGAAAUUCACUACCAACAGUAUCACUUUAUGAAAAAUACAAAGGUAAUUAAUGUGUGACUUUUGCACCACAAGACCCAAAGCCACAACACUGGUAAUUUUUUCCCACAUUUUCAAUGUCUGUUUUCUGUGGUUGCUGCAGGGGAGGGGAGACAUCAGUGACACACCACAAGCCAGAAGACCAUCUGUUCCUGGUGCUGUGCGAUGCAGACUUUGUACGCUAAGCUGAUGGCAGCUUUCUGAUCCAUACAGCCAUUACAAACACAGUGUAGAGGAGAGGAUGCUCAUAGUACAGUGAUGGUAAUGCCUUAUGCUUGUUUAACUUUUGCAAGAAUGUCACACUUUUAGGGAUAGACUAGAAAUCUAAAAUGCAAACAAAUGCAAAUGUGUAAAUAGUACAGUCCAAGGGAAACAAAUAUUUGCUGACCAUUUUGCAAGGCCGAGGUUUCACCUACAGGCUGUUGCAGAAAUAGAAAAAGGAUUUGUUUGUCCUAUGUCCUACUUUUAUCUUAAUAACAUUGUUGGAAGAAUUAAUGAAUGCAGGCUACAGCAUGGUUUUUGCAUGUCACCAGAAAACUGUGUUUGAAGUGGUUUAUUUGAUUGGGGGAUUGCAAGUCCAGGGUCAGUAAUAGUUGUUCUUAAGUAAGGUUUAUGGGUUCUUCUUUAAAGAGAGGGAUUUCUCUACACUCAUUUAGUGGUAGCUCUGCCGUGAUUGUAAGAUUUUCAGCCUCCAAACUGGUUGGUCAAAUGGCAAAACUCCUUUUGUUGCAUUGUUACUGACUCCUUCUUAGGUCAGCAUUAUUACUAAUGAAAUGUUCUCUGUAUGUGUGGGUGUUGUUAUGUAGAAGUGUGAGCUCUCAUUCCAAGCUGACUUCUAUGGUUCAGAUCAGUUUACUGUCUCAAAGUGGUAGCAGAGAUAGCAAGCAAGCACAUGCAUGUGUGUUACACCUGUGUCAGGAGCAAUUGCUCUCAUGACAGCAGAUAGUUUCUUGUGCUCAUAAGUAGCUCAUUGGUUCAUCUGAGGAGCUGUGAUCUAAUUAAUAAAAGUAAUCUGGAGAAUUUGUUCUGUCUGUGGCCAGGAGACCAUAGGCACCAAGGGCUUCAUGAUGAGCAGCUUUCUCUUGUGACUGUCCAGGUCAAGUUUGUCAACCAAUGUGCACUUGAGAGGUGGUGAGGGCAGUUACAGAUGUAUCACAGUGCUUUUGUGGAUUACUGGAAACCAUGGGUAAUGCAUCAUUUGGACAUUGAGAAAUGGAUGGCAGCAUGGAUGGGUCAAAGGGAGUUGGAGCUCUCCUAAGGUCACCAGGAGCCCUGUCUGCACAGCUGGCCAAGAGCCUGCCCUUAGUUUAGCCAACAGGUGACCACACAUUCCCACAAUAUUCCCAACAAUUUUCUGAGCUAGCGCUGGCCUCCAUGAGCAGCAACCUAGUAAAAAAUAAAAGACUAAAUGAGAACAUCUUACAAAUGAAUGCAAGUGGGAAUUAAUAACCUGUGUAAAUACAUAUGCUGUGAUGCCCAGUCCUUCCAAACGAAUCAGUGAAGCCCAUGCCAUUAUUUCCUAUGGUGUGUCAUAGAGUCACCACAUCUGGCCAGUGCUUCCAGCUGAGGCACUUUCCUCCAUUAGCCUUUUUAGGAUGGUGGGUGGGACCACCAGAAAUUCUGCAAAGAAAAGUUAUAUUGAGUCUUUCUGGUAGAAGAUGUACCAUAGGGUAUCCAAAUGGCAGUGGCAUUAGUGAAGCCCCCUUGAUUCACACCUGACCAUGUCUUUUAAUGUAAAAAAAUAGUAUUUGCAUCAAAUACAAUGUUUGUUUUGUUUCUUUCAUUCUUUCUUCACACUGUUUUCAAGGUAAUUGGAAGACAUUUUGAACACAGAGUUGAUUUUAAAUAUAGGUAGUUCUUGAUGAUGUAAUUUUUUUUUCAAUGAAGCAUUUAGAAAAACAUUUAUUUAAGUUGUAAAUAGAAUAGUUUCCAAAUAAAUGGUUAAGGCUAGGGUUUUAAAUCCAUUUAGCACAGGCAAUAUGUUGGUGUGGUUGUUCAGCUGGGCGGAAGAGUAUUGGGUGGUGGGUUUUGGGGAAGGAGUGGUUUGGGAUUUUUAGCCCAACAAAAUAAAGGAAGUUUUCAGUCCGUCUUCUGCAGAGGAAACUUGCAGGAUAAUAUUUAGGGUUGUUUUAGUCAUUAGAGGUGAAGCACACAAUAAUGGCCAGCCUAUGUUUGUACAAUUGAAGGAUAUUUCUCAUAAUGAAGGAAGUCUCCAAGGUCAGCAGCUACAAUACCCGGAGAAGUUGCAUCACAAAGCCACAGCUGCACCAGCCUGCUCUCUUCCCCUGCUUCACCCCCCACCUUUUAGUUUUGCACACUCUUUCUCAGCAUAAAUGUUGCUCACAUCUCUUGCAAGAAUACCAUGGUUUUGACUUGGGCUUGUGUCUACUCUGUUAUUUAGCUAUUAAACACACCUCACCUCACCUUCAAAAAAAGAAACUUUUUUUUUUUAAGUUUCAUUAUAGUCUUCUAAUAUCCUGUACAUUCCCAAACUCCAUUUGUCAAGUUUCUGGUAUUGCAAUGAGAAUUACAUUGUACUGUGAUGAUGGCAGCAGCAGCAUCACCUGGAUCUAGUCUGGGCUUGUGCAUUUUAGUUACCUCCUGUCAUGUGAUGGCAGUGGGCAUCGCAGCUCACACCUCUAUGUUGAACUGUAUGUGAAGGAAAAGGCUUUGGGCUAUUUAAAAAAAAAUUGCAUGAGGGAAAAGAGAAAAGGCUAGAUCUUAAUUUUUAUAGCUCACUUUGUGUCUCCAUUUACUGUGGAAAUUAUUGUUAGUGGUAUAUGAAACACCAUUAGGAAACCUUGGAUACAAUCUGUUUCUUUCUUGGCAUUUUUCUUUUUGUGUGUGUUUCUAUACAUGAUAUUUUAGUGCAAGGACUCUUUUAUAAUCCUGCUUUUUUUCAAGCAAUAUUUUUCACAAGUGUUUGCUUGGUUUAGCUGUUACCAAACCAUUUACUAAUUGACUGUUAAUCUAAAUUCAGCUCAUCUUAUUAUAGAAAGAACAAGGACACUCCUAAGAAGCCUACCUGUUCAUUUUACUUGUUUUCCAACCUCAUGGUGAGGUUUUCUGUUGUUCCAUCAACAGGAUAGUAAAGAGAGAAGUUGCUCUACAUAUUUGCCAUUCCUGUAGACCUUAUUCUGUUUAUAUCCAGAACUCUGACUCAGUGCUCUUGAAGUCAGCCAAGUCUUUCCCCGGCUUCAGGUUGUUCUGAAUCAGUCUAUAAACCUAAAUUUCAAAGCUGCUUCUAACAAAGAAAACAAAACAUUUUCCUUCAGUUCCUAACAGAACUUGUGUUGUGGUUUAAGCCUGUUGUUCACAUCUAAUCAUGUUCACCAGUGAUUAUUCCAAGCAUCAUACAUUAGUAUGAAAUCACCUAGUAUUCAAUAUUCCCUUCAUUGCAUUUGGUGCAUCUACAAUUAUUGCAUUUAAAAAGGGUGGUGGCAUUCUGCCAUCCCUGCUCUCUCACUCUGCAAUUGGGAAUGGUGGUUAGGAAGGGUUGUAAACGUCAUCCAGGUAAUUAGGUAACCCCUGGUAUUUAAGGACAUGGGAAUAAACACUGAUCUUCUUUUAGCUGUGGACAGGUGUGAGAUAGUUUGAAUUAGACAAGCUGAAGGGAGAUUUUUAAAGCUGAGAAUAUGUGUUUUGGAAGGUGUGCUAGAUGUGUUGGUUAUAAGUUGCUCAUCCUUGCCCUCCUCUGCAUUGUGGCCAACACUCUACUUUAUUUUCCCAAUGGCGAAACAAGAUUUGCUUCAGAGCAUCACCUCAGCAAGUACGUGGAGUGCCUUCACGGCAUUCUGGGUGGAGGCUUUCUGGUACUCAUUCCAGCUGCAGUGUUCAUUGGGCUUCAUAAUGACAACUGCUGUGGGUGCUUUGGCCAUGAGAGCUGUGGAAAGAGCUGUGUGAUGCUGGCCUCAGUUCUGGCAGCCUUUGUUGGGAUCCUUGGCUCUGGAUACUGUAUAACCAUUUCAGCACUGGGGUUGUCUCAAGGACCGUAUUGUUUUACCCGUCCAGAGAGAAACUGGAUCUAUCCUUUCACUGACUCUUCUGGAGGGUACUUGUUUGAGUAUAACAAGUGGUCUGAAUGUCAGGAACCUCAAAACAUCGUGCAGUGGAAUGUCACCCUCUUUUCCAUCCUCCUUAUAUUGGGAGGAAUAGAAUUCAUUCUGUGCUUCAUACAGAUAAUCAAUGGCAUUCUUGGAGGACUGUGUGGGUUGUGCUGCAGUCAUGAGGAGACAUACGUUUGCUAGAAACCUGACAAUGCAUUGACAUCGGUGCAUGUGUGUGCUGUAAUGAGUAUACUAUGGAUUUUUUUAAACAUUCCAUGGAUACUGAAAUACACGUUGUUGUCAAACUGUGCUGUUGCCAUGAGUUUAACUGACUUGGGGCCUUUGUUGAUGGAAUCAUAUGCAGGUUUUCACUAACCUGCCUGAACUGAAAGGCAAAAUGUAUCCUGAAUAUCUUUGGUUCAUUUCACCUUGGUACAGGCAACUGCCUUAACAUAUCACUAAAGUGGGUUUAUUUAUUUUUUAUCUCUUUCUACUGGAACAAAAGCUCUGUACUUUGUCCUGUUUUCCCAAUAAAGUUGCUCUUCCAUUCUGAUCUUGGAAUGAGCACAAACCAAAUCCAGCCUGGCUUGGAUAAAUGGUUUUGAUCAGCUGGACCAAAACCAAAGCAACAGUAAAAUGUGGAUGAUUGAGGGCUUGUCAGGAUUUUUCUGAACUUCCCCUGUAUUUCACAAAUAAAGAUUUGUAUUAAAAAUA
Prinia subflava (tawny-flanked prinia) is the source of this 6407-nucleotide messenger RNA. It is a transcript of the gene TM4SF1, whose product is annotated as transmembrane 4 L six family member 1. The record is from RefSeq and is a predicted model, not a curated record. Bases 5283 to 5894 code for a protein of 203 amino acids. The transcript has 5 exons. Lineage: Eukaryota; Metazoa; Chordata; Aves; Passeriformes; Cisticolidae. Gene Ontology annotation, cellular component: membrane.